Molecule: messenger RNA, 2420 nt
Organism: Hemibagrus wyckioides
Lineage: Eukaryota; Metazoa; Chordata; Actinopteri; Siluriformes; Bagridae
Gene: tmprss13b
Product: transmembrane serine protease 13b
Exons: 14
Coding region: 431-1894 (487 amino acids)
Biological process (GO): proteolysis
Cellular component (GO): membrane
Molecular function (GO): serine-type endopeptidase activity; protein binding
Source: RefSeq, a predicted model, not a curated record
GUAGAUAUUUAAAUAUCACGUCUAGCUGCUCGUUCAUAUGGUGUUUUCUGUAUGCAGAUGUUUAUUUAACAGGGAAGGAGUCUCCAGUGUCAGCGCUUGUGUAUCAGACUGAGGUACAUUUUUCCAGACCCAGGACAAGCCUAGAGCUUCAGCGCCAUCUUUGAGUGAUUAAAGCAAACUCUGUGCUUGUCCAACCAGUCCAGCAAGACAGAGGGACAAUAACAGAGGGAGAAAAGCAGGAUAAUUAAGGAAGCAUUGGCUUGGUUGUGAUGAUGGUUGACACUGUGAGAUAAAUAAGCAGAGAGCAGUAGUGAGAGAGAGAGAGAGAGAGACAGACAGACAGACAGACAAAGACAAAGAUAGAAAGCGAGAAUAUUUAACGCUAAGUAGGAUAAGAUUUCUUUUCUUUCCACUUUUAUUCCACUUGCUAAUGGAGACCACGGAGGUCAACAUACAGGCAGAGCAUGGAGAUAAUCCCCCUCCGUACUACUUGGUGAUAAAACCCAUUGAUCCCCCUCCUCCAUACACAAGGGUUCAGCCAUUACCAGAAGCCCCUCCAGCUGUCCCCUACUACACCCAACCUCUUCCUCAUGUCCUUGCUCCUCAUGUACCUCAACGUGUCAUCACUACCAGGCUAGAAGAUCCACCAGACCAGAGGCAGGGCAGACUGGUAGUGAUGCGGCAUAAAAAAGCCCGCUGCUAUGGAGGCUCAGGUGGUUCUGCCUUUAUUUUAGUUCUUUUUGGAAUUGCAAUCUGGCUAGGAGUGCGAUAUGGCAUGGCAGUGAUGUCCAGAGGGAAGUCGGACACAUGUCCAUCCAAUGCCAUCGUCUGUGACGGACACACUGAUUGCCAACGUGGCAGUGACGAGACGAUCUGCGUGAGGUUUGGAGGAGGCAAUGAACUUCAGGUCAUGACCUCUAACUCCAGUGGCUUCCUUCCUGUCUGCUAUGCUGACUGGAAUCAGAACCUGGCUACCCAGACCUGUGAGCAGCUUGGCUUCAGAGGAAGUUACCGGUAUGGAGCCUUAACAUCGACCUCAACCUCAUUUCUCUUUGUGACCUCUCAAUCCUCAGACACCAUACAGGGAAAGGUUAACGUCGGCACAUCAUGUCCUGAGAAAAAGACAGCGUUUCUCCAGUGCAGUGACUGCGGCCGUCCACAGACCAGCUCAAGGAUCAUUGGAGGAAGUGUGGCGCCUUCGGGUCAGUGGCCCUGGCAGGCCAGCCUGCAUUUCGAGGGUUCUCAUGUGUGCGGAGGCUCAGUGGUGUCGCAGGAUUUCAUAGUGAGUGCUGCACACUGCUUUCCCAGUGACCUCACUUCCGGGCAGGUGGAAGUUCAGUGGCUUGUGUACCUGGGGGUGGAGACACAGUACAUGCUGCCACCACCGCAUCAUGUAGCUGACAUCAUCAUACACGAGUCCUACAACACCAACACACACGACAACGACAUCGCACUGCUUAAACUCACUCAGCCCAUCAACUUCACCAGUACGGUCAAGCCUGUAUGUCUUCCUGCGUAUGACCAGGUCAUCACUGCAGACACACAGUGCUGGACUACAGGAUUUGGAGCCACGCAGGAAGGAGAAGCCAUUGGUUCAAGUCAGCUGAUGGAAGUAGCAGUAGGUAUCAUUGACAUGUCUGUGUGCAACAACGCAUACAAAGGUCUCAUCUCUAACAAUAUGCUGUGCGCAGGAGAUAUGAAUGGGAUGAGAGACGCCUGCCAGGGUGACAGUGGAGGUCCUCUAGUGUGUCAGGAGAAAGACGGGCGCUGGUAUCUCUAUGGUGUGACAAGCUGGGGGAGUGGGUGUGGCCGCCGGAACAGCCCAGGAGUCUACAGCAACGUACACAGCCUUCUAUCUUGGGUCCACAGCAAGAUGGAGCAAGACAGGCCAUGAACACGCUGCUGUCUGAAGACACUUUACAACUACACCUGCACUGUGAAGACCAUCGUUUAACAUCUUCACCUUCACCUUGUUAGGAAUUCCACCUUAAUUCUCCAUCAAUAGAACAGAAACACGUUAGCUCUCGAGCUGUGUUUGGUUCGCUUCUCAUCAGGGAUUGUUCUCAUUUCGACGCAUGCAUUAAAAUGGGUCUUGAAUAUUAUGGUUUCACCUCAAGCACCAUCACUGCAUAUUAUAUUGGCUGUAAGGCGUCUCCCACCUCAACCCUGUCCCAGCAUGUGAUCUGCAUCUCUCCUGAUUGGCUCAUGAAAUAGUUUAAGAAGAAUAAUAAACAUCCUUGGGUCUGCAGUCUUCUUGCUCUGUGGUUCCACUGACGUCCUCUAGUGGCACAACACCACAGUGGUGCAUUUAAACCUAAUAAAAGAAUGAAAAGUUGCAGAACUCAUCUUGAUAUCUUCAUCACAAUGCUAUGUUUCUUCAGUGGCACUGUGACUGCACUCUAUACACUGAAUAAAGAUUU